UACCAGAUGCUCCACCCUCGUUUUUACUAAAAUGAAGGUCGGGGUUUUCUGACUACCGAUUUUUUCUAAAUCUAAAAAUACCAUGAUUACACCAUUGCCAGGCUAAAAUCCCUAAGCGUGUCAGCUACUUCAUCUUCUAUCAAAAUGUCCCGGCCACAUUCACUACACCCGGAAGAGGAGGAUGUGAACGAGAGUGAGAAUGUAAUAAUAGUCCCUAUAGAUGGAUCAUUCAGCGAUGGGGAUAAGUCUACUUGGCCCACAGAAGCCAGGUUUGGCAUGCCGGAUGAUAGCAACUACCGGGAGAAAUUGGCAACAUUGUGGUUGCAAAAAACUGGAGCGUACGAAGAGGUGCUCACAACUCACUCGCUAUGCCUUUCCACACCGAUUUUCCUUCCUGAUCUAAAGUAUGCUAGAAGUCAUACUUGUGUACCCCUAUCUAUGAUCUCGUCGAAUCCUACCAUUCAAGGGAUGCGAUAUAUGAUCGACCGCUUACCAGAUGGUUACGCCCUUUUCGACAGGCCGCGUGGAACGGACCCUACCAUUCGUGAUCGGUUCCUUUGGGGUCAUCCAAUUGGGCAAUACUUCCCCUCAACGAUUCAGUUUUUCCCGCAUUUCUACCGCUUAAUGACAGGAGGAUCUGACUCUUGUUCUUGUAUGCUUUGUGUGAAAAUGGCCAAGCGUGAAAAAGCCAUAGUAGAUGGUGUCGCCCCACGAGGCCGAAGGCCAGGGAGACCCCCUGGAAGUCAAAACGUUGUCAGGCCUGUCGACAUGCCCCCGAGAAGGCCACCUGGACGACCACGAGGAAGGCCUGCAAUAAACUUACCUAGAAGGCCCGGACGGCCCCCCGGCAGACCACCUGGUAGGUCUGCCGGGGCAGGUCUGCGCUCUGUCCUAGACGCCGAAGGCACGCCAGAUGUGUUUAAGAUGUCUGUGAUGAAGCUCAAAGUCCAUGGCGUCCUGGACGAGGGGAUCAAAGAGACAGGAAGUAUGGAUUGGAGAGCAGAACGGAGCGCACUCGAUGAGUAUAUCGAACAAUUAGGCAUGCAGCCUUCCUACGUUCCUCGGCCGGGAGAAGUCGUACUCUGGGCGCCGGAUUAUCAGGGGGAACUGGCGUGGAACCAGGAAACCAUGCGCAUCCAGAUAUAUUCCCCUGGCCAAGACCAAUGGCUAGGAACCCCCGAAUGGCGGGCUGGUGUCGUUGGCCAAACCCCAGAAGAAGACCCUGUCCUUCAGGACUUAGUCGAGACAGCGUCUAAAAAGUGGGGUGUUAACUACUCAGGCUUUCGCGUAGAGACCUUUCCAGACCCACUUAGCUACGACAAAAGCUACUCAUUGCAGUACAAAUACGUUCAUUUGAAAUGUAUCAAACCUUUCAAUGCAUACGAACUGUUUUUGCAAGGGAUUCCGCGCGAAAAUUUACACCCUUCCAUCGCAUAUGCGAUGACGAUAAUGUCAUCAUUCAGUCUGCUCGACAAGUACCAUUUUAGAGGAGCUUGGCCGGACGCAGCAAUCUAUUGCCGAGGCAUUUUCAUUGGAGCGGAGCUCUUAAUUAUUGGAGAUGCUGUCCGCUUGAAACCGAAUACCCAAUCCUUGUUAGAAACCGGUGGGGCUGUUGAGGACAUUAUGGUCAUUGACGAAAUACGGCUAGAGCUUAUCAAUUGCGUGGAUGAAGCCCGGUCGGACCAGUUAGCAGAGCAAUACCAAGUUCGCAUUGCAGGAAAGGUCUAUACGAGUACUCCCCGGAGAGCCAACGCUGGGACUGGCAGGCUGAGUAAACAAUUGCCUAUGAAACCCGAGGAGGUCAUCGAUGUUUUCCAGUCGGUUGGCAUGGGUGGAUAUGGAGAUUGGUACAGGGUGUGGAGAGGAGCAACGGUGGAGGUCUCGCAGGAUAUGAUUCUUGGUCGAUGUUACGACCCUGACGCUAUGGAUCUCUUGUAUGGCUCUCGCUCACUGGGGCUAGAUCUAAUGGGAAUCAUUGAAGGGAGGGAAUAUUCACGAAAAGUCGAUGAACGAAUCCCGGAAGGAAAGAACUGGUUUUGGGGUGACUUUCGAACCCAGACACUGGCGAUUGAUACACUUAAUGGCGAGGAUGUCGGCUAUUACAGUGAGGUACGCGAACUCAAGAUGUGGAGAGCAAACCUCAGAGUCCUCGAUGGCACCGCAGAUUCAGCAGAUCUCCGCGAAGCUAGAAUCCCCGGCGAUGUUGGUCGGCCCUCUACGAAGUUUCGGUCGAACUUUGCGGAGGUUGGUAAGACCAGCAAGCUAGUCAGCACUGGUCUUGGAGGUGCCGAUGUGAGCAACCCAGUGAGCUCCGAAGAAGGGCUCAACCCGCCAACUGAGGAAGAUACCUCCGAGCCAGAGGAAAUCUUUCCGUUGCGUAUAGAUCAGCUUCGAGGAGGUACAGAUGAGUCAGAGGGAUGGUGAUUACAGGCCAGAAGAUGUGCCCUAGGACAAACAGCCCAUACACGAAUUCUGACCACGGCUACCUCAGACCUUUUUUCUUGCCGAUAUUAAUUUUUCCCCCGACAUACUAUAGCGUCAAGGGCUUCUUCUACUUUGAUACCGGGCGGCCUUUUUCUUUGCGCGAUGCCUAGCGUAGAACUUAGGUGCUGACUAUUGAAUUAUUUGUGAGCACGAUGUCCCUCUAGCGUUCUGCGCCUCAGCCAUGGUUUUCUAAUUUU
Molecule: messenger RNA, 2681 nt
Organism: Aspergillus alliaceus
Lineage: Eukaryota; Fungi; Ascomycota; Eurotiomycetes; Eurotiales; Aspergillaceae
Exons: 5
Coding region: 145-2424 (759 amino acids)
Biological process (GO): silent mating-type cassette heterochromatin formation
Cellular component (GO): rDNA heterochromatin; SHREC complex
Source: RefSeq, a predicted model, not a curated record